AUGCAGCUCAUGGAGUCUCCCAUAUUCACCUCUCAGGUGGUACAGUCCCCGCCUGUGGCUGCAGCAGGAUUCAUAGGGAAUGUGCGCAAGUGGAUAAAAGAGCUGGGAAAAGCCUUCUUUGGCAGACGAAAGUCCCAGAGCAGCUCUGAUGGUCAGGGGUCAGGAGUGUUGGCCCCAUCCCGCAAGGCCCCAUACGGCCGCCUUCAUGGAUCAACAUGGAACAGACGCUUCUUCAGGUAA
Molecule: messenger RNA, 240 nt
Organism: Knipowitschia caucasica
Lineage: Eukaryota; Metazoa; Chordata; Actinopteri; Gobiiformes; Gobiidae
Source: the annotation of a GenBank genome assembly